AUGAAAAUCGAGAAAAAUGUGUCGUAUGAGGCUGACGGGAAGACGUACCGGAUAUAUGAUGUGACUGCGGAAGACCCGAUUCAGACGCGUGUCAGGAAUCACUAUUUCACGCAGCAUCAGAGUCAAACCGUUGGAUUUGUGCAAGAAAUGCACAAAAAAUGGCUGAAAUUCGACCACGCCAAAAUGCCAAUUCUCGGCUGCUUGGAUAUGCUUGCCACAUUUUUGGAUGAAUCGGAUCCCGACGUCGACGAGGCGAAUCUAAUACACGCGUAUCAGACGGCUGAGAAGAUUCGUGAGAACCACCCGGACAAGCCAUGGAUGCAUUUGGCAGGCCUAAUCCACGACCUUGGAAAAAUCAUGAGUGUCUGGGGAGAGCAUCAAUGGGCGGUGACAGGAGACACCUAUCCAGUCGGUUGUGCACCCGCCGAGUCCAUUGUUUAUGGAAAAGCAAGUUUUCAAGGAAAUCCGGAUAUCGACCAUAUAGUUUAUGGUACCCCAAUGGGAAUGUAUGAGGAGAAGUGUGGAUUGGAGAAGUUGAUGAUGACAUGGAGUCAUGACGAGUACAUGUACCAGGUUCUCGUCAACCAUGGCACCACUCUCCCGGACGAAGCAUUGUAUGCUAUCAGAUUCCACUCAUUCUAUCCAUAUCACUCGCAUAAUGACUAUCUUCAAUUCCAAAAUGAGAGGGAUAUCGAGAUGAAGUCGGCGAUUAUGAUGUUGAACGAAUGCGACCUCUACUCGAAAAACGACGAGACUCCCGAUAUCGACGCCUUGAAGCCAUAUUAUCAGUCGCUAAUUGAUAAAUAUGUUCCAGGAAAUGUUAAUUGGUGA
Caenorhabditis remanei is the source of this 831-nucleotide messenger RNA. RefSeq lists its product as uncharacterized. NCBI's taxonomy places the organism in Eukaryota, Metazoa, Nematoda, Chromadorea, Rhabditida, Rhabditidae. Gene Ontology annotation, cellular component: cytoplasm. The transcript is spliced from 5 exons. The coding region runs from base 1 to 831 and encodes 276 amino acids. The record is from RefSeq and is a predicted model, not a curated record. Gene Ontology annotation, biological process: inositol catabolic process. Gene Ontology annotation, molecular function: iron ion binding; inositol oxygenase activity.